Molecule: messenger RNA, 960 nt
Organism: Strongyloides ratti
Lineage: Eukaryota; Metazoa; Nematoda; Chromadorea; Rhabditida; Strongyloididae
Product: 4-hydroxybenzoate polyprenyltransferase, mitochondrial
Exons: 8
Coding region: 1-960 (319 amino acids)
Biological process (GO): ubiquinone biosynthetic process
Cellular component (GO): mitochondrial inner membrane
Source: RefSeq, a predicted model, not a curated record
AUGAUAUCUCGGGGUAUAUUAUCAAAAAAAUGUAAUAUUAAUUUAUGCAAAUAUUUUUCAUCAAAUAUUGUAUCAAAAAAAUUUUCUGCUAGUGAAUUAAUAAAAAAAUCUCCUAAAUCAAUUCAACCAUAUUUAUAUUUAAUGAGAAUUGAUAAACCAAUAGGAACAUGGUUAUUAUAUUGGCCUUGUACAUGGUCUAUUGCUUUAGCAACUCCACCUGGUGAAUUACCAUCUUUAUAUAUGUUAGGAUUAUUUGGAGUUGGUUCUAUACUCAUGAGAAGUGCAGGUUGUAUUAUAAAUGAUUUAUGGGAUAAAGAUUUUGAUAAACGUGUUGAAAGAACAAAAAAUCGACCACUUGCAUCUGGAAUAUUAUUACAAUUAAAUUGGUUGGCUGUUGGUGUUGGUGCCUCAUCAAUGGUAUUAGUUAUUGGGUAUCCUUUAGCUAAACGUUAUACUUAUUGGCCACAAUUAAUUCUUGGAGCUACAUUAAAUUGGGGCGUCUUGAUAUCAGGAUGCCAUUUAUGUUUUGCCUCAGCAUCAUCAGGUUUAACAUUUAACUAUGGUACUAUCUUAGGAUAUAUAUCUGUGGCAAAUGAAAUACCACUUUCUAUAUUAAUUCCUAUAUAUGUUGCUGCAAUUAACUGGACACUUGUAUAUGAUACAGUAUACGCACAUCAGGAUAAAAAAGAUGAUAUUAUGAUUGGAGUUAAAUCAACAGCAUUAAAAUUUGGUGAUAAAACAAAAAAAUGGUUAAGCGGAUUUUCAACAAUUACAAUGUCUGGAUUAUUUUUAGCUGGAUAUAUGGCUGAUCAGACAUGGCCUUAUUAUUUAGCAAUACUUGCUACAUCAGGACAUUUAGCAUGGCAAAUAAAAACUGUUGAUUUAAAUAAUAGUAAUGAUUGUUGGGAAAAAUUUAAAUCAAAUCAUUAUCUGGGAGCUUUAUUGUUCGCGGGUAUCUAG